Messenger RNA from Trichogramma pretiosum, 1381 nucleotides. RefSeq names its product cytochrome b5-like. The coding region runs from base 323 to 745 and encodes 140 amino acids. The record is from RefSeq and is a predicted model, not a curated record. The transcript is spliced from 2 exons. Lineage: Eukaryota; Metazoa; Arthropoda; Insecta; Hymenoptera; Trichogrammatidae. Gene Ontology annotation, molecular function: heme binding. Gene Ontology annotation, cellular component: membrane; intracellular membrane-bounded organelle.
GCGCGUGCAGCACUACAUUACGUACCAGCACGCGCGUCUCUACCUAUGCCAACAAUUAUUCGUAAUUAUGGAAAUUAGACUAAGGUUUAUCAGCUGCCGUCGCCCGAGUGCAGUUUUAGGAGUUAGAAAAGCCGACAGAGAGACGAUUUCGUUCGGUCUUCCAAGCUUACAUUUAUAUUUAGCGUGCUUCGAAUGCGCCGUACAGUACAAAGUCGACGAACGAGUAUAUAAACACGCAGACGAGCGAAUCGAGCACGAUGGAAUAGGUUCGGCUUGAGAAGAGUCAACGAGACGCAAGGCAUUUUACAAAUAAUCAUUGAAAAUGAGCGAAGAACAAAAAACGACGAGUGGCAAGAAGCAGUUCACUUUCGAGGAGGUGAAAAAAGCCAGCGAGGACAGGAAGCGCACCGUCUUCGUAAUCAAGAACAAUGUCUACGACGUGACGGAGUUCCUGAACGAGCAUCCCGGCGGCGAGGAGAUCCUCAUGGACCACGGCGGCAAGGACGCGACCGAGGACUUCAUCGACGUUGGCCACUCCACGGACGCGCUCGAGCUCAUGAAGAAGUACCACCUCGGCGAGAUCGUCGAGUCCGAGAGGCGGCCGGUCGUCGACAAGGAGAGCUGGGCCACCGGCGAUCAGUUCGGCAAGCGCAAGGCCGACGAGUCCGAGUCGUCGUCCCCCGUCACCAUGAUCGUGGUCGCCGUCAUAGCCAUCUUGGUCUUCUUGCUCUACUUCUACAAGUGAUGAACUAAGUAGCGUGUGUACGCGAGUGUGGCCGACGAAUUUCGUCGUCCAGCGACAUUUUGGAGCUUCUCCAUUAACAGCAAACUCGCGCGGAGAGCUCCCACUCGGCACGAUGGCCUCUCGAUCGCCAGUCGACCAAAUGUAUUUGUAUGUAUUAUCGAUACGAUUAUCAGCGCGAUUAUUGAAAAUACCAGUGAUUUGUAAUUGAAAACAGCCUCUGCACAUGAUAUUCUUUUUAAAAUAUGUUCAAACGUAUUAAAGUAUCUUUCGAAGCAUUUUGCAAGUUUAUUAGCAUGUUUUAACGAGAGUAUAGUACAUGUGCCAGAGUCAAGCUAGUGAAAGAUUGUAAUUUUCUGUCCAAUUUAUACAUUUAUACGUUGCAAAUUUUCAUGGUUUAUACGGUGUAUAUUGAUGUACUCAUACAUUUGUUCUUUCCAAAAAUUUUACUACAAAAAUAAGGUGUCGGUGGUGUAAUGUUUUUACGACUCCAUGAUGAAAGAAACAAUUGUUAAAAAACAUUCCAUGUCCAUGUAGUUUUUACUCGAAAUAAAAUUACCACCAUUGACUCCGUAAAAAUUUGCUCACAAAUAAUUUAAUAAAAAAAAAACGACGAAGCUCGUUAUCGAUGCUAAUGUA